Molecule: messenger RNA, 3696 nt
Organism: Bactrocera tryoni
Lineage: Eukaryota; Metazoa; Arthropoda; Insecta; Diptera; Tephritidae
Gene: Fbl6
Product: F-box/LRR-repeat protein 6
Exons: 11
Coding region: 560-3328 (922 amino acids)
Biological process (GO): SCF-dependent proteasomal ubiquitin-dependent protein catabolic process
Cellular component (GO): SCF ubiquitin ligase complex
Molecular function (GO): protein binding
Source: RefSeq, a predicted model, not a curated record
UGGAAUGUGAGUGGACGAAUAUAGAAAUUUCAACAUAGUUUGUGUUGAACAAUACGGGAGUGAUGCAGUUAGAAUAAUAAUUCAAUAGAUCUGUGCACGUCUGCUCUAAAAUAAAGUUUGUUGGGUGAUGAAAUGAAUGGUAUCUAGUAAGCGACCAUAAGUGUGACUAAGAAAGGUUUAUAUGCGAAUAGGAAUAAAUAAAUCACUGAAAAGAGAUUCCUGCUAGUCGAAGGCGCGAAAAACUCGAAACUAAAAGAACAGAAAAAAUAAACCAAAAUUGCAUGUUUUAUAUUAUAAAAAUAUAUAAUAAUUAAUAUACAUGAUAGUACAGUAAACGUUGAGAUUACAGUUAAAAAAUUGUGUGUUUGUGUUUGUCUGCAGUUGGUCGGACUAAAAGACCAAGGAAAUGCAUUUUUAUGACUGCUGUGAAAGAGUUGAAAAUAUGUAAUUGUUACGAAUGAGAUGAUGUAAACAAUGAAUAAAUAAGAAAUAAUACAACAGCGAAAUAAUAAAGUGGCACCGAAAAACAAAACAUAAGCAGCACAAAAAUAAUUUAAAAAUGGAAGUAGAAAAAAGGCAGCUUGAGCCGAGCAAUUGUAGUGGAGAUGCAGGAAUAACUAAUGUUUCUCUAAUGGCAACAAAUUCCGUAGAUAAAUCAGAUAUCGAAGUUGCGGAAGAUAUGAACAAAGCUCAAAAUCAUAAAACCCAAACAAAUAAAGAUGAAACAAGUGAUGAAACUGCGAAGAAGCCUACACAUAAUUCAGCUAUCAUAACCAAUGAAGAAGAUUCAAUUAAUAAUGAGAAUAUAUCGGUAAAAAAACAAGAAGUCUUAUUAAUAAAAGUCACUGAAAGCAAUGAGUGCUCCAAAACUCCAAAGCUGGAAGGAAGUGCAAAUAAAAUGUGUCUUAAUUUUAAAGAGACCAAAAGUGGAGCAAAUUCAAAUGAUUUAAAUGAAUUUGAGGACUCGCAAGAUGCUGUCGAGGAUGACGAAAGUCAGAAGGAAGAAGCAUCAACAGCUGACGAUGACAACAGUCUUUCGCCCUCAAGACAAUCGCAAUCACCCCCACUUAGAGACACAAAAAUUGCGACAUCAAGUGCAUCCAUUGCUUCGGCAAUUGGGGUAGCGGCUUCCGUAGUUGUGGCAGCAGCCGGUAUAAGAGCUUCUAUUCCAGAUACAAUCUUGUCGCCACCCAAGUCAGAAACACAAACAGAUGAUGCAAACACCGCUACAUCAUCCUCAUCCCCAGCAUCGGAUUCUCAGCUAUCGCCGAUGAUUACCGAAGCCUCUAUUGCGAGCAGUGCAGCACUUACCCCAACUACACCACCAGAAGCACCAGAAAUGUCUGUCUCAAAUAAUAGUGGAGAGUCAACACUGUCUAAGACAGCUACCAAGAGGGGUGCCACCGAUAUUGACCCAGUUGCGGAAGGUGGUGGCAAACGCGUUAUACAACCGAUUAAUCUUGUUGCAAACGGCACCAUACCCAAAUCUAGUGGGAAACCGUUAAUGUCGGCCAUGAAUAAAAAAUUGAAAGAAAAAACUACACGUGCACCACGACAAAGGAAACCAAAACCUACGUUGCCUAUGUACGAAAGCGAGAUAAGCGACAAUAAAACAGGAAUCAAAUUAUGUAUAAAGAAAUCAGAUUCUACGGGCAAUUUGGCUGCUUCAACAGGCAUUUUAGUUCCAACUGUUACGGCGAAAUCGGUAGAGACUGCAGCAACUACUGCACCUAAGCAGACGCGCAAACGUUCCCGCAAAACGAAAUCAAAGGCACGCGUCGAUGACGACGAAAGUGAGCCUGAGGUAACGCCGGUAAAGCGUGGGAAGAAUAAGGCCAGAAAUGCAGAACGUCAGAAGAAAGUCUCUUUUAGUGGCAUCGAAGAACAAGGCGAGAAACAUCGAGCCACAAUUGAGCAAGGCGAUUGGGGCGCACGCAUCCCACAGGAAAUACUCUUUAAGAUUUUUGAAAUUCUAGUUGAUCGUGAAGGUUGUUUGCCAACACUUUGUCGACUUGGUCGUGUUUGUACACUGUGGCGAAAUGUUGCGCUAACGCCAUCAUUGUGGAAAACUAUGGAUCUAUCUACGUGGAUAAAGGACAAAUAUCGCACCGAACUCAAACUAAAAUGGUUUGUAGACAAUCGAUGUAGCGAGUGCACAGAAUUGAACGUUGCCAACUGGAAAAUGUCGGAUAUAAACUGCUUUCUAAACAAAUUGGCGGUCGGUUGUCCAAAUUUAACGAGCAUUACACUGUCAGGUUGGAAAGGUUUCACUUCAGAUCAUUUGGCUUAUUUAGCAGAAAAUAUGCAAAAACUGGAACGCCUUGAUUUGAGUUCUGUUAAUGUGGAAAUGAAUGCGAGUAAGAGCGCAGUGGGCCCACAAUCGCUGUGCAAUGCAUUACAAAUAAUGAAUAAACGUUUAACGCAUCUCUAUUUGGCACAUAAUCGGCUUGCCGGGAUCCCACAAAUAGUCGCUACUUUGGCUACACAUUGCCCCAAUUUGGUGAACUUAGAUCUCUCAAAUGUUACAACACAAGCGACUUCACACGGCAUCUUUCACAUUGAAAAGCUUCAGCAUGGCUGCCCGAAAUUAAAAGUACUACGAGUCACGAAUUCACAUAUAACAUGGGGGAAUGCAACACUGCAAGAAGCGAUGGAUUCGCCAGGUUUCCCAGAGCUCGAGGAACUCUCGGUGGCAGCUUUAACGGAUGAAUGUCGCGUUAUCGGUGAUGACCAUUUGCAGCGCGUAUUGAAAACCAGUUCAAAACUAAAACUCUUGGAUGUGCGCGGUUGCGCACGACUCACACACGAAAGUCUUAUACGCCUACCUGCAUGGGACAUCAAGCAUUUAUUUUUGUCAUUUUGCUCAGUGACACGUGAUGUUGGCUCCGGCCUCGAGUUGAUCGCUUCAAAAUGGGCUCAUAGUCUUAUAGAAUUAGAUUUAGCUUGGGCGAAUGUGCAGCAGCCACUUGACAAUGCAUUACGUGCAUUAGCCGAAAAGGGCAGCGAAUCGCCAUUAGCGCAUUUGAAUCUCUGUGGUUCAUCGGUUUCAGAUGAAGCAGUCAAGGAAAUACUUGCGAACUGUGCGCACAUGAGUUCAAUAAAUCUCUCAUCGUGUCGUGGUUUACCGCGUGGUGUCAAACGUCUCAUGCAAGGUCAGCAAGAGUUACAAGAACUGCGUGAAGUGCUUAAGGUGCAGAUGAAAGUGAAAUUGCCCGCUCAAAUAAAGCAAGAGCAAGAGGAGGAGGAGCGACGGAAGCGCUCCGAACACUGCGUCGCAACUACUGAUGCUGAUAGCGGCGGUGGUGGCAGUAAUGUUCAAUCUAAUUGAAAUAAAGACGUUACAUCACACAAAAUUAAAAAGCAAAACCUGUGCGUUAAUAUGAAAAAAGAAUUAGUAACAAACAAAAAUUAUUUUUAACACAAGGAGUAUAAAUUUGUAGCUUAAACUAAAAUUAUGAACGCGAAGAAUAACUUCAAUUAAUAUUAGAUUUCAUAAUGAAGUAUGACCUUUUCAGUUUAACUAUUAUUAGCACAUUCAAAAGAAGCGCUAAUUGACGAUUAAGCAUUAAAUUACCUGGAUUUAGGUGUUUUCUAGAAACGACACAGUGUGCAAAUCUUCUGCUGCUGGUGGCAGAAAGACAUUAAAUUUACGUAUUUUAGCAUUAAUGCGUGCAAAUUUUUAUAUAUGUAUGUAAU